Messenger RNA from Anisakis simplex (herring worm), 501 nucleotides. Lineage: Eukaryota; Metazoa; Nematoda; Chromadorea; Rhabditida; Anisakidae. The record is from the annotation of a GenBank genome assembly.
CACAAUUCCAUUUUUGCUUGGCAUGAAGAAUCGGACAAUUUCUUGUCCGAUUCAGAUUUCCUACCAAAAUUAUUACUAUUACCGUUACCGAAGGAACGUUUGCAGUACCACUUGAAUUGUUUUUGUUUGUAUUUUGGUGAGAAUCAAUCCAAUAAAGCUCUAAUGUUGGAUCGUACAAAAAUGCGUACAAAAUUCGACGAUAGUGGAAUACAAGUGAAAGAAGAGCUGAUUGAAGAAGAUGAUUGUGAACAACAGACAACCAGUAAGAGGCAACGCAGUGACGAUUUCGAUAGUGAGGAUGAUGAUGAUAUCGCUCGUGGGUCGUUACCACCUGCGAGGAAACGAAUCAAGCGUGAAUUGAACAACGAGUUGAAUGACGACGAACCUAAGAACAACGAAAGUGAUCGCAAAUCAAGAAAAGCUCCGUUAAUCAAUGAAAAAUUGAUCAAAAGCAGUGAUAUAUUCGAGUUGACUUUAUUGCAGUCAUUUGAUGCGUUUUGA